GCUCAGUGGUAGGAAACAGCCCACACAAACACAGCGGUGCUGAGAGGAGGAGGGAGGGUGCUGGGUGUCACAGCUUGGCCUCUGUGCUCCUCCCCGAGGCGGCAUUUGUCACAGCCUCCUCAGCUCCCUCCCAUCUAGCCACCAGCACCCAGCUGAAGCUGGAGCCUGUAGGCUGGCAGCUUGGUCCUCACCAUGGCAUCUCAAGAAGGAAGCAACAGGGAGAGGUGACCCCAUAAAUACCCUGUAUGUGUGUGAGGUCUGGCUGCAGGCAGGUUUUGGGCUGAGCAAGAGCAGUGUCAGUGUCACCCUGCACACAGCAACCCCGUGAGCACGGCGAGGAGGCAGCUGGGGUGGCUGACAUGGCCAGCAUCAUCCUGGAGAGCAUCUUCUUGAAGCGCUCGCAGCAGAAGAAGAAAACAUCUCCCCUCAACUUCAAGAAGCGCCUGUUCCUGCUGACGGAGAGCAAGCUGUCCUACUACGAGUAUGACUUUGAGCGAGGGCGCCGAGGCAGCAAGAAGGGCUCGGUGGACAUUGAGAAGAUCACCUGUGUGGAGACGGUGGUGCCCGAAAACAACCCUCCCCCUGAGCGGCAGGUCCCGAAAGGGGAGGAUUACAACAUGGAGCAGAUCUCCAUCAUUGAGCGGUUCCCCUACCCCUUUCAGGUGGUGUAUGACGAGGGGCCCCUCUAUGUCUUCUCCCCGACAGAGGAGCUGCGCAAACGCUGGAUCCAUCAGCUGAAGAGCGUGAUCCGAUACAACAGCGACCUGGUGCAGAAGUACCACCCCUGCUUCUGGAUUGAUGGCCAGUACCUGUGCUGCUCCCAGACAGCCAAGAACGCCAUGGGCUGCAAGAUCUUGGAGAGCAGGAAUGGCAGUUUAAAAGCUGGGCGGUCGCAUCGCAAAACAAAGAAGCCUCUUCCCCCCACGCCUGAGGAGGACACGAUGGUGAUGAAGCCCCUGCCCCCUGAGCCAGCCCUCAGUGCAGCAGGAGAAAUGAAGAAGGUGGUGGCCCUGUACAACUACGUGCCAAUGAAUGUGCAGGACCUGCAGCUGCAGAAGGGUGAGGAGUACCUCAUCCUGGAGGAAAGCCACCUGCCCUGGUGGAAAGCCCGUGACAAGAAUGGAAGGGAAGGAUACAUCCCCAGCAACUAUGUCACCGAAACCAGCAAUUCCCUGGAGAUUUAUGAGUGGUACUCAAAGAAUAUCACUCGGAGCCAAGCAGAGCAACUGCUGAAGCAGGAGGGUAAGGAAGGGGGCUUCAUUGUCCGAGACUCUACCAGCAAGACAGGGAAAUACACUGUCUCUGUUUAUGCCAAGUCUGCUGUAGACCCCCAAGGGGUGAUCCGCCAUUACGUUGUAUGCUGCACCCCUCAGAAUCAGUAUUACCUGGCAGAAAAGCACCUGUUCAACACCAUCCCAGAGCUCAUCACGUACCAUCAGCACAACUCUGCCGGGCUCAUAUCCAGACUGAAGUAUCCCGUGUCUCGACACCAGAAAAGUGCCCCUUCCACAGCUGGCCUGGGCUAUGGGUCGUGGGAGAUUGACCCGAAGGACCUGACCUUCCUGAAGGAACUGGGGACAGGGCAGUUUGGCGUGGUGAAGUAUGGGAAAUGGAGAGGCCAAUACAACGUUGCCAUCAAGAUGAUCAGGGAGGGCUCCAUGUCAGAAGAUGAGUUUAUCGAUGAAGCCAAAGUCAUGAUGAACCUAUCUCAUGAGAAGCUGGUGCAGCUCUAUGGGGUCUGCACAAAGCAGCGUCCCAUCUUCAUCAUCACUGAGUACAUGGCCAACGGCUGUCUACUGAACUUCCUGAGGGAAACUCAGCGGCGGUUCCAGCCUGCUGAGCUGCUGGAAAUGUGCAAAGAUGUCUGUGAAGCUAUGGAGUAUCUAGAAUCCAAGCAGUUUCUGCACCGAGACCUGGCUGCUCGCAACUGUUUGGUGAACGACCAAGGGAUUGUGAAAGUCUCAGAUUUUGGCCUUUCCAGAUACGUUCUGGAUGAUGAGUACACAAGCUCCAUGGGGUCAAAGUUUCCAGUUCGGUGGUCUCCUCCUGAAGUUCUCCUGUACAGCAAGUUCAGCAGCAAAUCCGACGUGUGGUCGUUUGGCGUGCUGAUGUGGGAGGUUUACUCUCUGGGAAAGAUGCCUUACGAGAGGUUUAACAACAGCGAGACCACAGAGCACGUCAUCCAAGGCCUGCGCCUCUACAGGCCUCAGCAGGCUUCAGAGCGGGUCUACGCCAUCAUGUACAGCUGCUGGCACGAGAAGGCCGAGGAGCGCCCCACCUUCACCGCGCUGCUGGGCAGCAUCGUGGACAUCACAGACGAAGAGCCGUGACCAUCCCCAGCCGCCCUCCCUUCCCGGUGCCGGUGGCUGGAACUAACGGGCCGGGGAAACGGGACGGCACCUGGGCAGCCGCUGUGCGCACAGCGCGGGCUGAGGAGCCCCACAGAACCCCUCAAUAAACCCCUCCU
Lagopus leucura (white-tailed ptarmigan) is the source of this 2467-nucleotide messenger RNA. RefSeq names its product Bruton tyrosine kinase (gene BTK). Gene Ontology annotation, biological process: intracellular signal transduction; adaptive immune response; peptidyl-tyrosine autophosphorylation. Lineage: Eukaryota; Metazoa; Chordata; Aves; Galliformes; Phasianidae. The transcript has 18 exons. The record is from RefSeq and is a predicted model, not a curated record. The coding region runs from base 360 to 2330 and encodes 656 amino acids. Gene Ontology annotation, molecular function: protein binding; ATP binding; non-membrane spanning protein tyrosine kinase activity.